Lingula anatina is the source of this 789-nucleotide messenger RNA. RefSeq lists its product as uncharacterized. Gene Ontology annotation, molecular function: ATP binding; transmembrane receptor protein tyrosine kinase activity. The record is from RefSeq and is a predicted model, not a curated record. Gene Ontology annotation, cellular component: plasma membrane; signaling receptor complex. Gene Ontology annotation, biological process: protein phosphorylation; cell surface receptor protein tyrosine kinase signaling pathway; multicellular organism development. NCBI's taxonomy places the organism in Eukaryota, Metazoa, Brachiopoda, Lingulata, Lingulida, Lingulidae.
AUGUACUAUGCAUACAGGUACUACCAGGCAAGAAAGAGAAGAAGAGCACCGGAUCACGACCCAGAAGACGAGGAACUACGGAGGCUGGAACCUCCGGUACAUGACGCCGGCAACCCUGCAGGCACUGAAAACACCUCGUCGGAGACAGGCGCUGGGGAAAUCUCAAUCCAGGAGCUCCAGUUCGAUCGUUCCUGCAAGCUGGGCGAGGGUCAGUUCGGAGAGGUAUGGAAAGGCUACAUGGAGGUCGAGGAAAAAGUGAAAACUGUGGCCGUUAAAAUUUUGAAAGGAAAUACAAUGUUCAAAGAAAAAGAAGAUUUCAAAACUGAAAUGGAGACACUGAAAAAUGUACCGGCGCACAAAAAUAUUGUUCCUUUAAUAGCUACAUCCUCCAAAGAAGACCCUCUGUUUAUCGUGAUGGAGUACCAGACAAUGGGCAGCCUGCAGCGUGUUUUGCGGAAUGGUCGGGGAAACACCUACUACAGUAACACAUACGGCUGUAGCAAGUUUACAGCACAACAGCUCCUUACAUUUGCCUAUGAGGUAGCUUGUGGGAUGACACAUAUAGCGGAACUGGGGUACCUCCACCGAGACCUGGCAACCCGCAAUGUGCUCGUGGACGAACAUUUCACUUGUAAAAUAUCAGACUUCGGUUUGGCGCGAGAUGUCAGCCUGAUUCGAGAAUACGAGAGCCGGUCACAGUACCUGUGCAAAGGUUCGUUUAGUGAGUCCCCUCGUCUACUGCAUUAUCUUGCCAUAUCUCUGUCUGCCAACCCUUUGAACUGGAUUUAA